Molecule: messenger RNA, 4278 nt
Organism: Dryobates pubescens (Downy woodpecker)
Lineage: Eukaryota; Metazoa; Chordata; Aves; Piciformes; Picidae
Gene: SLC17A6
Product: solute carrier family 17 member 6
Exons: 12
Coding region: 583-2328 (581 amino acids)
Biological process (GO): synaptic transmission, glutamatergic; transmembrane transport; regulation of synapse structure or activity
Cellular component (GO): excitatory synapse; synaptic vesicle membrane
Molecular function (GO): L-glutamate transmembrane transporter activity; neurotransmitter transmembrane transporter activity
Source: RefSeq, a predicted model, not a curated record
GCCGGGGCUCCUCGCCGUCCGAGGGAUUUGUCCAGCGGCUGCGGGGCUUGGGGUGCUUUGCAGCUCCCUGCCUACGGCGGCGAAUCGCACCCCUCCCCCUCGGGCUCAACAGCCGGGGACACCCGCCAGCGCCAAACCGAGAUUUGCUUUGAAACGCUCCCGCAAAGGGAUCUCCGUCCCCUCCCAGCCGGGCAUGGCACUGCCUCCACCCGCCAUCACUGAAAUCCGCAAGGCCCAGAAGACUUUCUGACCGUGCCUGGCAACUCCGCGCUGCCGGGAAAGCCGGGGGCUGUCUGCAGCGUUCGCAGACUCCCCGCUCGCUGCCGCACACAGGCGCGCUCCCUCGCCCUCGCCCUCGCCCUCUUCCCCCCCCCUCCGGCUCCGCACGCCGUCUCUCCUCUCCCUCUCUCUCUCUCACACACACACGCUCACGCUUUCUCUCACUCUGCCUUUACCCGGAGGUGCACUGAUAGCCGUUUAAUGAGGGGGGAAAGUUAAGAGAUUAAACCAAUAUGAACCAUCGUUGCUCGUAGCAGUGCCCUAUCCAGAGUAGAGCAGAAUCCAGCGAGCACCCCUGCAGGAAUGGAGUCGGUAAAACAAAGGAUUUUGACCCCUGGCAAGGAAGGAUUGAAGAAUUUUGCUGGAAAAUCCCUUGGUCAACUCUACAGAGUCUUAGAGAAGAGGCAGAAGCCCGGAGACACCAUCGAGCUGACGGAAGAUGGGAAGCCCAUGGAAGUGCCCGAGAAGAAAGCGCCGUUGUGCGACUGUACCUGCUUCGGGCUGCCCCGGAGAUACAUCAUUGCCAUCAUGAGCGGACUGGGAUUCUGCAUUUCUUUCGGGAUCCGAUGUAAUUUGGGAGUGGCCAUUGUGGAUAUGGUCAAUAACAGCACCAUACACCGAGGAGGAAAAGUUAUUAAGGAGAAAGCGAAGUUUAAUUGGGAUCCUGAAACAGUUGGCAUGAUCCACGGCUCUUUUUUCUGGGGGUACAUAAUCACCCAAAUCCCCGGCGGGUACAUCUCGUCCCGGCUGGCAGCUAACAGAGUAUUUGGUGCUGCUAUACUGCUGACAUCCUCCCUCAACAUGUUAAUACCAUCUGCAGCCAGGGUGCACUAUGGGUGUGUCAUCUUUGUUAGGAUCUUGCAGGGCCUCGUCGAGGGGGUCACCUACCCUGCCUGCCAUGGUAUUUGGAGCAAGUGGGCCCCCCCAUUAGAAAGAAGUAGGUUAGCAACCACUUCCUUUUGUGGUUCCUAUGCAGGAGCUGUCAUUGCAAUGCCUUUAGCUGGAAUUCUAGUGCAAUAUACUGGGUGGUCUUCUGUGUUCUAUGUGUAUGGGAGCUUUGGCAUAGUCUGGUACAUGUUUUGGCUUUUGGUUUCCUAUGAGAGUCCUGCAAAGCACCCUACAAUCACGGAUGAAGAAAGGAGAUACAUAGAAGAAAGCAUUGGAGAGAGUGCCAACCUCCUAGGUGCAAUGGAAAAAUACAAAACUCCAUGGAGAAAAUUUUUUACAUCUAUGCCAGUCUAUGCAAUAAUUGUUGCAAACUUCUGCAGAAGCUGGACUUUUUACUUGCUGCUUAUUAGCCAGCCUGCUUACUUUGAGGAAGUGUUUGGAUUUGAAAUAAGCAAGGUGGGCAUCUUAUCUGCUGUGCCACAUUUAGUGAUGACAAUUAUUGUUCCUAUUGGGGGACAAAUUGCAGACUUCUUAAGAAGCAAGCAGAUUCUUUCAACCACUACUGUAAGGAAGAUAAUGAACUGUGGAGGUUUUGGUAUGGAAGCAACUCUUCUUCUCGUGGUGGGAUAUUCUCACAGUAAAGGAGUGGCUAUUUCAUUCUUAGUGCUUGCUGUGGGCUUUAGUGGAUUUGCCAUAUCUGGAUUCAAUGUCAACCACUUAGACAUUGCCCCAAGGUAUGCCAGCAUCUUAAUGGGGAUUUCUAAUGGAGUUGGGACCUUGUCUGGAAUGGUUUGCCCUAUCAUCGUGGGAGCAAUGACAAAGAACAAGACACGUGAAGAGUGGCAGUAUGUCUUCCUCAUUGCUGCUUUAGUUCAUUAUGGAGGGGUUAUCUUCUAUGGCAUAUUUGCUUCAGGAGAGAAACAACCCUGGGCAGACCCUGAACAGACAAGUGAAGAGAAAUGUGGCUUUAUUCAUGAAGAUGAACUUGCUGAAGAGACAGGGGACAUUACUCAGAAUUAUGUAAAUUAUGGUACCACCAAGUCUUACGGUGCUACAACCCAGGUCAAUGGUGGCUGGCCUAAUGGCUGGGAGAAAAAAGAGGAAUUUGUACAAGAGGAAGUACAAGACUCAUACAACUACAAGGGAGGAGAUUAUUCAUAACAAACCUAACUAUUGGGUAUAUUUUGUAGUGUUUGUGAUUCAAUUCAUUGUGAUUGUUUGCACACAGAAAUAAAACGUGGUAUAAACAUGUAAACACAUAUCAAACAGGAAGGUCUUACUGUAAAAAAAAAUAAUCAACAAAAAGAACAAAAAAACCCCACCCUUACAUCAAAGUGCAAUCUGUAUGAGUUGUGACAUGUCAUCACUUUCAUUAGGUUAUAUUUGUUCUAUAAACAUUAGAGUUUUAAGGGUUUACUGGUCAAAACUAUAGAGACAAUUAGAUACUUGCAGUAUACAAGAGCUAAAACUCAUAACUAAGGACUAAAGCACAACUAAGCAACCAAGUUGGCACAUCUAAUGCUCUUUUUAGAAAGCCAAAAUGACUUGAUCAUUUAAAAUGCACUUAUAUAUUUGUUACACUGUAUGGAAAGAGACUGUGUUGAAUGCACACGUUUACUCAGUGCAAUGUAGGAGUUGUGUGUCUGGUCUAGGACAAGAGCUUGCUUCAAGAAGGAAGGUCGAGUCCUAGGCAUUUCCAGAGGGUUGAUCCCAGUUCCUUUCAUGGUGAUCUGUCGAGCCUAAGGAACAAAUAGGGCAUAGUGUGUGUUUAUUGUGGUUACAUGCUGCUGGCUACUCUCUGAUGAAUAAAAGAAUUAUUUAGGAGUUUUAUACUGAAUGUUUGGGCACAAGUUCUUAUUUCUAUUCUUUAGAGAAUCUUAUGAAAUUAUAGGCAUUGCCUUGUUCUUCCCUGUGUUCAUCAACUCUGUGAAAUCAAUAUAUAGUUCUGAGUCUGACUUUUCAUGCAGACUGCCAAAUCCCUUUAUCAAAAAGACAAGAUUUAUUAUUCUAACUCUUUGCAGUAUAUUCCACCUUUGUACUGGUGUCUUUAGAGAAAGGAAAAAAAAAAUAGUAACAAACAAAACCACAAUAUAACCUAGAAAAAUAUAUAGUCUUUUACAAAAAUUCCAAAGAGAAAUCUACUAUGAGUAAGUAACCUUAUGAAAAAAAGGAUUUAUCUGUGUUGCAGAAUAUUUUCAAGCCAAUAGAAGAAACAGAGAAUAAUUUAAUCCUUAACCUUCCCUUAAUAGCGUUCCUAUUUUUACACACCGUGCCACAGUUGUAUACAUAGAUAGAGGUUUAUUGAAGAGACUCUAAUUAUAAAAGAAAAGAAAUGUUGCUAUUUUAGAAAUCCCUGAGAUAGUUAAAAAGAAAUAAAAAUGUAUUUGUCUUUCGAUUAAACCUAAUAAUAAUGGACACUGAAGAUGAGUAACGUAGAAACUCACAAUAAACCAAAGUGGUAAAUAACUAGUGUUGGGUUGGAAGAAGCCAACAAGCAUCAGGCUUGUCUUUUCAGCAUAACUCAACAGUGACUGCAACAUUAGUGUACCAAGCAAUAAGUGCAAUGCAUUACAAAGUGCAUAAUCUUCUAGACUCUGUAUUAACCUUCAUUUAGCUUGUUGUAUAUACUUGGGGUUGUUGGGAUGAAACCAAACGGAACCAGCUGAAAUUAGCAACACCAGACCACUUCUUAAUACUCUAAACUGACAAUGAUGAUCCAUUUCUUAAUUCAAUCAAAUGAUUAUUAUUGUAUGUAACAAUCCAUUCUGGAUUCUUGGUCUGUUCAUUGUAUUGUGCUAGUGAUUGGAAACCCUGCUACCGCAAUAUACAACUUGAGGAUUGUUUCUUCUCCUUUUCUUUUUUUUUGUUUGUUUCUUUGUUUUGGGGUUUGUUUUGUUUUGUUUUGUUUUGUUUUUAAUGCAAAUCAUACCUUGACCUUAAGGAAAAAAAAAAAAAAAGAAAAAGUAUUUUGCUUUGUGCCUCAAAGUGAUGUAAAAUGUGACCAUAGCUUUUGCUGUGUUUAAUGAAAAAGAUGUGGACUGUGUCACUUCUGUUGCUGCAAAAAGUGUUAAUAAAAUGCUCUAUUUAUCCUUUUAUAUAAAAAAGGACCAU